AUGCGGCAUCUGACCUCUUUGUUUGAAGCCAUCCUGUCAUUCGGGUCCGCAAGCCCGCUCCAGCCAGUAUCAACCGCCGCCGAUCUCCGCCUCAACCACAUCCAAGUCAUCGGUACUCACAACAGCUAUCAUCGGGAAGUCUCGAUAACCGCGCGGCCCAUCUUCGAGCUUCUGGUUCCGUCUCCGCAGAGUCUCUACUACAGCCAUGCCUCGCUCUCGGACCAGUUGGACUACCAGUCUGUCCGGAGUCUCGAGCUUGAUGUCUAUGCCGACUACCUUUCUCCCGGCCAGUUCGCGAGUCCUCUCAUAGAUCGCCUUGCGCAGCUGCCCGAGCCACAACAGGCAUGGCAGGACUACAUGCGUGAACCAGGAGCCAAGGUCUUGCACGUAAGCGACAUUGACGUUCGCAGCGUCUGCCCAACUCUGAAGCUGUGCCUCAAGGAAUUGCGGGACUGGUCUGACAAGCGCCCUGCCCACGUGCCUGUCGUCAUCGACCUCGAGUACAAAACCGUAGACGAGCGCCUUCGGGCCGUCGGCGGAGCCCCAGGUGAACCAUGGAACGCCACCAGUCUGGGCCUCAUGGACGAUGAAAUUCGCGCAGCCCUGGGUAAGGACAAGAUCAUCACGCCUGAUGAUGUGCGUUUGCGAGGUCGCUCCAAGACCGAUACGCAUCUCACCUUGGAGGGCGCAGUGCUGCAACAUGGCUGGCCGACUCUCGAAGAGAGCAGGGGCAAGUUUCUCUUCGUCAUGGAUAACAACCCCGACGGUACCCCUUCCAUCCGCGACGCAUACCGCGCCGACGGUCACGCGAACCUUGAGAAUCGCGUCGUCUUCACAAACUCCCUACCUGGCGAGGCGGAUGCCGCUUUCAUCAAGCGGAACGACCCUUCGGGCGAUAAUCUCGCAGAGAGUCAGGAGCUGGUUCGGAAGGGUUACCUUAUUCGCACGCGUGCAGAUGAGCCCAUCAACUCCGUUCUCAUGGGAGAUGACGUCGCAAAUGCCCGGCUGAAAAGAGCUCUCGAGACGGGAGCCCAGGUUGUGAGCACCGAUUGGCCAGGUGUUGGAAUGGCUACCAGGUAUGGUAGCAAUUAUGUUGCGAGACUGCCCGCGGGCGGUGUCGUCAGGUGUAACCCGGUCAACGCCCCUGGCGACUGCAACGACAUCGAUAUAGAGACUCACACGAGUACAAGUGCCUGGGACCGGUUGACGAGGCAAGACCUGUGA
Messenger RNA from Diplodia corticola, 1224 nucleotides. RefSeq names its product acid phosphatase. Gene Ontology annotation, biological process: lipid metabolic process. Gene Ontology annotation, molecular function: phosphoric diester hydrolase activity. The record is from RefSeq and is a predicted model, not a curated record. Bases 1 to 1224 code for a protein of 407 amino acids. NCBI's taxonomy places the organism in Eukaryota, Fungi, Ascomycota, Dothideomycetes, Botryosphaeriales, Botryosphaeriaceae. The transcript has a single exon.